Lasiodiplodia theobromae is the source of this 1059-nucleotide messenger RNA. RefSeq names its product Bem46 family protein. NCBI's taxonomy places the organism in Eukaryota, Fungi, Ascomycota, Dothideomycetes, Botryosphaeriales, Botryosphaeriaceae. The record is from RefSeq and is a predicted model, not a curated record. Gene Ontology annotation, molecular function: palmitoyl-(protein) hydrolase activity. Gene Ontology annotation, cellular component: membrane. The transcript has 4 exons. The coding region runs from base 1 to 1059 and encodes 352 amino acids.
AUGACCUGGAGAUCACUGUUCCGACUCUCAGGUAGCUCGACGCCGGCGACCAGUCCUCCGCCUUCCUCGCCCACCUCGCCCAAGCUGUCGCACCACAGCUCGCGCGCGUCUGCAGACUUCGACGCCGACGCCUACUCGGCCAUGGAUUCGGUCUUCUCCUACCUGCGCAUCCCCAUCCUCGCCUCCACCGGCAUAGCCACCGUCCUCAGCGGCGUGCUCUACUUCAAACAAAAUGAUAUCAUCUACCCACGCAACAUCCCCCCAGGCGCGCGAACAGAUGUCCCUCGACCCACCCAAUUCGGCAUCUCCGACUUCGAGGAGCUGAUGAUCCCCACUCCUGACGGCGAGUCGCUGAGCGCAUUCUUCAUCCGCCCCGCCAACAAGCAGCAUGCUCGCAACGUCACGUUCCUCAUGUUCCAUGGCAACGCUGGCAACAUCGGCUACCGGCUGCCUAUUGCAAAGAUACUCGAAGCGGAGCUGGGCUGCAAUGUCUUGAUGCUGCAAUAUCGUGGAUACGGCCUGUCUACUGGCACGCCUAACGAAAAGGGUCUGACAAUCGAUGCGCAAACCGGUCUGGACUACAUCCGGCAACGCGCAGAGCUGCGUGGCACCAAGAUUGUCCUCUACGGCCAGAGCUUGGGCGGAGCCGUCAGUAUUGGUCUCGCUGCAAGGAACCAAGAGCAAGGCGACAUUGCCGGCAUUGUGCUCGAGAACACAUUCCUCAGUAUCAGAAAACUGAUCCCCAGUGCUUUCCCCCCGGCGAAAUACCUUGCGCCGUUGUGCCACCAGAUUUGGCCGAGCGAAGACCUGAUGCCGAAGAUCAAAGACGUCCCCAUUCUCUUCCUCAGCGGCGUGAAGGACGAGAUCGUGCCGCCGUCUCACAUGGCCAAGCUUUUCGACCUUUGCGUUGCCAAGGCGAAAGUCUGGCGCGAAUUUCCCAACGGCAGCCACAACGAUACCGUCGCUGAGCCCCUUUACUUCGAGUACAUUGAGGAUUUCCUCCGCAGCCACGUGCUUCGCAAGUCCAGUCCGGAGAAGACUGCGCAGGCUAAAGUUUGA